Messenger RNA from Oncorhynchus keta (chum salmon), 2261 nucleotides. Its product is annotated as keratin, type I cytoskeletal 13. NCBI's taxonomy places the organism in Eukaryota, Metazoa, Chordata, Actinopteri, Salmoniformes, Salmonidae. The transcript is spliced from 10 exons. Gene Ontology annotation, molecular function: structural molecule activity. The record is from RefSeq and is a predicted model, not a curated record. Bases 203 to 1801 code for a protein of 532 amino acids.
UAACAGGCUAGGUCUAUUGUAUCAGUCAAUGUUAGUAAAAUGCUUUAUGUUAAGAAUUCAUUGAGGAAUUAGAUUUACUCCGCUGUGCAAAGAGUUGCCUCUUGAUUCUGGAGUUCAUGCAUAUAAAGGGAACAGUGGCUGGGCCCUGCACCACAUUCUCUCUCCUCUUCAUCCCAGGCAGGCAGACUCCUUCUCAGCAGCCAUGUCCUUCUCCAGAUCUAGCAUGUCCUACAGCAGCAGUGGUGGUGGAGGUGGCACCAUGUCCAUGAGGUCUGGAGGUGGAGGUGGAAUGGGUAUGGGCUCCUCACGCUUCUCCUCGAUGGGUGGUGGUGGUGGUGGAGGAGGCCGCGUCACUGCCAUGAGGGCCGGCAGUGUGUAUGGAGGUGGCACCAUGUCCAUGAGGUCUGGAGGUGGAGGUGGAAUGGGUAUGGGCUCCUCACGCUUCUCCUCGAUGGGUGGUGGUGGUGGUGGAGGAGGCCGCGUCACUGCCAUGAGGGCCGGCAGUGUGUAUGGAGGUGCAGGAGGCUCUGGGGUGCGCAUCUCUAGCUCCUCGUUUGGUUCCGGCGGAGGAGGUGGUGGGGGCGGUUAUGGUUUCGGAAUGGGAGGGGGUGGCGGCGGCAGUGGAGGUUAUGGUUUCGGCAUGGGAGGGGGUGGUGGUGGCGGUGGAGCCGACCUCCAUGUGUCUGCCAACGAGAAGGCCACAAUGCAGAACCUGAACGACCGCCUGUCCAACUACUUGGAGAAGGUGCGCUCUCUGGAGGCGGCCAACGCCGAGCUGGAGCUGAAGAUCCGUCAGUUCAUGGAGAGCAAGACGUCCCCCAGCGCUCGUGACUACUCUCGCUUCUACACUACUAUUGUCGACCUGCAGGACAAGAUCCAGGCUGCCACUUGCUUGAAUGGAGGCAUCUAUCUGAGCAUCGACAACGCAAAGCUCGCUGCAGACGACUUCAGAACCAAGUAUGAGAACGAGCUGGCCAUGCGUCAGUCAGUGGAGGCAGACAUCGCCGGGAUGAAGAGGAUGCUGGAUGAGAUGACCAUGGCCAGAUCUGACCUGGAGAUGCAGAUCGAGGGGCUGAAGGAGGAGCUCAUCUAUCUCAAGAAGAACCAUGAGGAGGAGCUGCUGGCCAUGAGGUCACAGAUGACUGGACAGAUCAACGUGGAGGUGGACGCAGCACCACAGGAGGACCUGUCCAGAGUCAUGGCUGAGAUCCGUGAGCAGUACGAGUCCGUUAGUGCCAAGAACCAGCGCGACCUGGAGUCCUGGUUCCAGACCAAGACAGAGACGUUGAACAAGGAGGUGGCAACCAGCACAGAGGUUCUCCAGACCUCCAAGUCAGAGAUCUCAGAGAUCCGUCGCACCCUGCAGGGCCUGGAAAUCGAACUGCAGUCCCAGCUCAGCAUGAAAGGCUCCCUGGAGAACACGCUGGCGGAGACGGAGGGCCGUUACUCCAUGCAGUUGGGACACCUCCAGAACCAAGUGACCAGUCUGGAGGAGCAGCUAGUGUCUCUCCGCAGCGACAUGGAACGCCAGGGCCAGGAGUACAAGAUGCUGCUGGACAUCAAGACACGCCUGGAGAUGGAGAUCGCUGAGUACAGGAGGCUGCUGGACGGAGAGGCUAGCGGACUCGGCCUCAGCUCCUCGAAAUCCGGUCACAGCUCCUCCAGCUCCCACAUCAGCUCCUCUAGCUCUGGCCUCAGCUCCUCCACCUCCACCACCUCCACCACACGCAAGGUGGUGAUCGUCACAGAGGAAAUAGUGGACGGCAAGGUUGUCUCUUCAAGUGAAACCAAACACGCUUAAGGUCCCACAUACACACACAGAAAGCACUGCAGCAAGCAAUGGGUUAACCCCAUAGACAUAUAAUUACUAGAAUGGGUAUAGGAAAUGAGAGGCCAGCACUCUGAAUAUUGUUGUUCCCCAGUACUUUAUUCAUGCAACCUAAAAUACAAAGUUACAACUUAUACAAAAUAUUCGUAAGAUGAGAAAUCCCUGUCUUCCUUAUCUGUAUUAUUUGUUGAGGCCAGCUCUGGUUAACUCCCGUGUAAGAUGUGCAUAUCAUCCUCCUAUUCUUUCUAGAAUGGCUAAAGCCCCUCAGACACCCAUCAUGGAUCAUUGACUUGAAGGGGGAUUUAUUUUCUGGUAAUUCUAUUUCUAUGGUUAAAACCUCCAGAACAACACAUUCUACUACAUCUGGAUGGAACACCAACAACAGACCCCAUUGUGAAUGUAAUAAAGAUGCUCUGACUUGCUGACACCCUCA